AUGGCGUCAAGACAUCGCCCUCCUCUGCGGGAAGUAUUUUCCAACACGUUUGUUUUCUUGUUUUUGCUGUGGGUGGCUUGUGUCUCAGGGACCACGUUGACAGACGCGCGGUCAGCUGUGGCCGCGACGCAGCUCAUACUGGCUCAACAGGCGCAAUUAUUCAAUGGAAUUUUGAACGCUACAGACUAUGGUUGCUCUCAUCAAGACGCUGUCCACCGAACGGCCAUGGAGAAGGAAUGUCCCUUUCCAUACGCCAACUUCAUGGGCGAUUGUUUCUACGCGAGCAAGUACAAACUAAAAUGGCACGAUGCCCGUCAACACUGCCUUGAUAUGAAUGGCGACCUGGCAGUGCCCACCAUGCUGUAUGCUCUCAAGACGUAUGUGAUUGAGGAAAGAGUGUCAAGAUCCACGUGGAUUGGAGGCCUGGACGAGGAGGACGGCAGCGGCUGGCACUGGGUGAACGGGCAGCCCAUCGACGACAACUACUGGGCACUGGGAAGCCCUGGCACCAACCAAAAGACUCAACAGUGUCUGGAGUUAACACGCAACCGCCACCCCCCUCUAAAGAGCAAGACGUGUACCACAAUGUUCAAGUUCAUCUGCCAGUAUAACUAGAAAAUGUUAUACUAAAUCAGAGAUUUUAUGUGUCUACGUUAGCUAGAUAUUUGUCGCUCCCGUGGAGUACUUAUUUUCGUAAAAAAAAACUAAUGUUAUUUGGCUAUCAGGUGACUGGAGCAAGAUAUAUUAUUUAGAUUAUUAUAUAUAUAUAAAAGGUAGUUAUCAUUUAUCUUUAUAAAAGUCAUUUCAUCUUGAAAUGUAUAUGUUGAUCCUGUUGGUGAAUUUGUUUCAGCUUGAGUACAAAUAAACUGUAUGGUGUUUA
Penaeus indicus is the source of this 880-nucleotide messenger RNA. Its product is annotated as lithostathine-1-like. NCBI's taxonomy places the organism in Eukaryota, Metazoa, Arthropoda, Malacostraca, Decapoda, Penaeidae. Bases 1 to 615 code for a protein of 204 amino acids. The record is from RefSeq and is a predicted model, not a curated record. The transcript is spliced from 3 exons.